Lecanosticta acicola is the source of this 1028-nucleotide messenger RNA. The record is from the annotation of a GenBank genome assembly. Lineage: Eukaryota; Fungi; Ascomycota; Dothideomycetes; Mycosphaerellales; Mycosphaerellaceae.
AUGGCGCCGCGUCGUACGUCGAGCGACCGUUCCAGCGACGAUGUCAGCACGUUGGACCUCGUGUUCGCGUGCGCCGUCUGCCAGAGAACAGUCUCCGAGGCAUACGCUACUGAUGCACAUGAGCACGGCCUUCACAGCGGCGAUGGAGAAGAGGAAGGUGCAGUCACAAAGAUGUGGAUUGCAGACUGCUCGCAUGUCUUCUGCGGCAAGCAUUUGGAAGGAGGAGGUAGGUUGAUGGAACAGAACCAAGAACCCGGAAGUCCUCGGGAGCUGAUAAGGCUGCAGGUAUCCCUUUUCAUCCCGCCGGUAUUGAGCAUGCUGAGGUGGUCUGCCCGGUAUGCGUCAAGGUGAAGAAUAUUCGCACAAAGCGAAGGGUCUUCUGGAUCCGAGGGCUGAGCCGAGGCCAAUAUCAGGACAUCGUCCCGCCCAAGUGGUUCAUAUGUCCGCCGGAGAAGCUGAACAGCAGAGAUGAUCUGGAUGAUGCCAUCAGAGUAUGCCUGCACUUCGAGCGAUUUCUGUACAUUUACUGAAUUUGGACAGUUUCAAUAUUUCAACCUCGACCUCUACGCAAAGGGAGCGACCCAGAAGUGGAGGUCUGCCGAGCGAAAACGUCACUCUCUUGAAAAGCACCAUCAUCAAGAGCGCAAGCAAUGGCAGAAGAGAGAAGCGGAGCUGAAGGCACGGAUCACCGAGCUCGAGAAGAAGGAAGUGAAGUUGGAAAAGUGGGAACAGCGGCGGAAAGUCAUCAAUUCGGCUCUUGCAUCAUUUCACGCCAUGGAGGAGUGAGUGUUAUCUGCCGCUGUACAGUAUCGCCGGCUAACAAGCCUAGGGACAUCGAGUCCAUGCGCACACAGCUUGUUAACCUUGGCUUCAAGGUUCCUCGGAGAAGCUACUCGUUCGCCCUGAGCAAGCCCGCUGAAGCGUCGUGGCCACAUCGAGGCGACCAUUCCAAGAACCUCACGGAUGGGGCCACGGCGCAAAGCCCGGCUACACUGAGUGGGUGUGCUGUCGAACGUUACUCGAGCUGA